Manihot esculenta (cassava) is the source of this 1142-nucleotide messenger RNA. Its product is annotated as 11-beta-hydroxysteroid dehydrogenase-like 4A. Bases 70 to 1026 code for a protein of 318 amino acids. Gene Ontology annotation, molecular function: oxidoreductase activity. The record is from RefSeq and is a predicted model, not a curated record. Lineage: Eukaryota; Viridiplantae; Streptophyta; Magnoliopsida; Malpighiales; Euphorbiaceae. The transcript is spliced from 6 exons.
CCAAACAUUAUAUAAAUGUAAGGUAAGAAAAUACUCCCACUGAAAUUCAUACCCACAUAAGGAAAGUUGAUGGAUUUGGUUCAUAAAUUGUUGAACGUUCUACUUCCUCUGAUAAGCACCUUCGUGCUUCUGUGUUUCUUACCGAUCUAUCUUGUAUUCAAGUUUCUUAGUUACAUAAAAAGACAUAUAUACAGCGAAGAUGUGUCUGGAAAAGUGGUGCUUAUCACCGGAGCUGCCUCAGGAAUCGGUGAGCAAAUAAGCUAUGAGUACGCCAAAAGAGGAGCUUGUUUAGUCUUGGUUGACGUUAGAGAGGAUGGUCUUGAAGCAGUUGUUAAAAAGGCAAAAAAUUUUGGCUCCCCAGAUGUUAUAGCAAUCGCCGCAGAUGUUUCUAAGGUGGAAGAUGCUGAGAGAUUUGUUAAUGCAGCAGUGGAGCAUUUUGGUAGAUUGGAUCAUCUGGUGAAUAAUGCUGGAGUUGGAGAUCCAGACGAAUUAAGGAAGAACAACAAUAUCUUACAACCUCGUCGAGUUAUGGACAUAAAUUUUUGGGGUACAAUUUACGGCACCCAUUUUGCCCUCCCACAUCUGAAAAAGAGCAAAGGCAAGAUCAUCGUAGUUGCUUCAAUUGUGGGAUGGUACCCCAUUGCAACAUGGGGUUUCUACGGGGCAAGUAAAGCAGCACUGAUAAACUUCUACGAGUCCCUGAGAAGUGAAAUUGGUCAUAAAGUCCGCAUUACGAUCGUAACACCUGGCCUAAUAAAGACACGAAUGACUGAGAAUCUUGCGGAAAAGGGAUAUGAUUUAAGUUUUCUUCCAUCAACGUCUAAACAAGCAUGUGCAAAGGCAAUAGUGAAAAGUGGUUGCCGUGGAGAUAAGUAUUUGACGGAGCCAUCGUGGAUUAGGGCCCUGUAUCCAUGGAAGGUUCUUUGUCCUGAGGUGACGGAAUUUUGCAAUCGCUUUGUCAUUAUCAAAUGGAAAUUGGCUUGGAAAAAAAGCUUAACCCGAUCUCCUCAACCCAAAAUAGACUAAGCCAUUUCUGUUUUUUGUGUUGUGGGUUUGAAGCAUUCGGCUUACGAGAAUGCUACGGUACGGGCUCGUGUUCAGCCCUGUUAAUAAGUAAAAUAAUUCCGUCUUCUGUUAGGAAA